Molecule: messenger RNA, 3877 nt
Organism: Bombina bombina (fire-bellied toad)
Lineage: Eukaryota; Metazoa; Chordata; Amphibia; Anura; Bombinatoridae
Gene: SCEL
Product: sciellin
Exons: 36
Coding region: 196-2751 (851 amino acids)
Biological process (GO): epidermis development
Cellular component (GO): cytoplasm
Source: RefSeq, a predicted model, not a curated record
ACACCCACACCUUGUCUGUGAGUGAGUCACAAUCUGUGAGGAAGAAUCCUUGCGAUUGUAAUUUUCUCAGAUCAUUUUGUCGAUACCAUCUGCACAGCCCACAGCUGAUUGCGAAGAGCUAACAGUAUAUUCUGCACUCUACAACUAUACUAAGUUUUAGAAAUCUAGAAAAAAAGAACAAGCAAAAAAAUCAAGAUGUCUGCUUACAACUACAACAAAUCUCCUGGAAAUGACUCCAAAAGUUUCACUCUUGGAUCAGUUAACAGGCAGCAAGUUAUGCAGGAGACCAAUAAAAGGAGGACUCUCCUACAAGACAACAGCUGGAUAAAGAAACGCCAAGAAGAAGAGGACAAACAGAAAGAUGAAAACUUUGGAAAAACUAUAUUGAGCCACUACAAAUCCCAGGAUAAUUUGGACAGGGAUAAUGCCCUUGAAGAUACAAAGCCCAUACAUAAUAGGUUCAAGUCUGAUGAUGCCCUGGACAGAAUUUCACUGAAAAAUACAUCUGAAAGAGGAAAUAAAGCUGCAACUCUGGAAAGAUUACCUUGGAGUGGGAGUGCAGAUACUGAAAACAAAAGACAAUCAUGGACUCCAGGAAACAGAACUACAACAACUACCACUACAGAGGAAACAAAAAGGAAAUCCUGGGCUCCAUCCAGUAAGGCCUCAACCACAACUACUACUACUACAGAGACUAAACAGGUUACUCUACCAACCAAACAAGAUGGACAAAAAAUUACAAUUUACUCAUCGGAGGUUAACACCACUGAUAAACCAACGAGAGGCAGCUUGGUUGAUAGUGCCAGAUCCCGAUUUGAAAAAACUGAAGAAAAGUCCAAACUGCCUCCGCUACCUGUCUCCCCACCAGCAAAAACCGAUCUCAGAGUUGGAGAAAAACCAAAGUUGUUACCACGAUCACCUCCAGCCAAAAUUGAAGAAAGGCCUUCCUAUCCCACUAACACUAAGCUUAGUGCAACAGAGGCUAGUGAAAGAAGAAGCACGGGAGAAAGAAAACAAAGAAGCCAAGAUCUUGAUAAUCUUAUUGAAGUGUCAAGCAAAAAACCAUUUGGCAAAGGAACACAAGAUCUUGAUAACCUAAUUGAUAUCAAACCCACAAUUGAUAAAAGCAAGAACAGGACACAAGAUCUGGAUAACCUCAUUAAUAUAAAAAAGCCCACAUCUGAUAACAGCAGGAAAAGUGAAAAUCUAGAUGACCUUAUUGAAAUAUCAAGGAAUUCUAGGAACAUUCGUAGCAGGGACGAGGAACUGAGCAAUUUAAUUGAAAUUAGAAAGACAGAAGACAAACCCAGAAGCCAGAGAAUUGAUGAUUUAAUUGAUGUUACACAUGCUGCAAAUAAAAACAAGGGAAGCCAGAGAAUUGAUGAUUUAAUUGAUGUUACAAAUGUUGCGAAUAAAAACAAGGGAAGCCAGAGAAUUGAUGAUUUAAUUGAUGUAACAUAUGCUGCAAAUAAAAACAAGGGAAGCCAGAGAAUUGAUGAUUUAAUUGAUGUUACAAAUGUUGCGAAUAAAAACAAGGGAAGCCAGAGAAUUGAUGAUUUAAUUGAUGUUACACAUGCUGCAAAUAAAAACAAGGGAAGCCAGAGAAUUGAUGAUUUAAUUGAUGUUACAAAUGUUGCGAAUAAAAACAAGGGAAGCCAGAGAAUUGAUGAUUUAAUUGAUGUUACACAUGCUGCAAAUAAAAACAAGGGAAGCCAGAGAAUUGAUGAUUUAAUUGAUGUUACAAAUGUUGCGAAUAAAAACAAGGGAAGCCAGAGAAUUGAUGAUUUCAUUGAUGUUACAAAUGCUGCAAAUAAAAACAAUGGCCGGAGAAUUGAUGAUUUAAUUGAUGUUACAAAUGCUGUGAAUAAAAACAAGGGAAGUCAAGAUCUGGAUAAUCUCAUUGACAUAGCAGAGACAAGAAUUAAACCACAACCAGUUUCUACUAAUAACACUAACGUUGUAAGUCGCACAUCAACCACGUCGUACAAAACUAGUGAGGAAGUGCCAGAUUCAACAGCAAGACGAUCAACUACAACAUACAAAACUAGCGAGGAAGUAUCAGAUUCGCCAGGAAGAAGAUCAACUACAACAUACAAAACUAGCGAGGAAGUGCCAGAUUCAUCAGCAAGACGCUCAACUACAACAUACAACAUUUCUGAAAGUAGUUCUGGUGCUCCAGAAAGACGUACAACAACAAAUUACAAAGUUAGUGAGCAUACAUCAGAUACAGGAAGACGUUCGCCAUCCAACUACAACACUGCUAAUAAUACAUCCAGCAGACGUUCAACAGAAAAUUAUAAUUCUGUAACCCAGCGUACAACUACAACUUAUACUGUUAAUGGGGAAAAUGUUGAUGCACCAAAUCGGAGUUCAAGCUAUGAAAAGUCAAAGAUUUCAUCCAACCCAUCAGAUACUUAUGUCUACACUACAUCAUAUGAUGAAACAAGAAGACCGCCUAGCAACAUGUAUGAUGAGAAUAUUGUAUCCAAAUCUAUAAAAACUGUUUAUUCCACUUCUGAUAGAUCCGUCAUUGAAAAGGACAUGUGUACUUACUGUCGCAAGCCACUCGGAAUUGAGGCCAAAAUGAUCCUCAAUGACUUAAACAUAUGCUGCCAUGCAACUUGCUUCAAGUGUGAAGCUUGUUCUGGGCCUUUGGGAGACCUGAAAGCUGGUGACAGCAUGUGGAUCUAUAAGCAAACUAUACACUGUGAACCAUGCUAUUUUGGUGCAAGAGAAAAAUGGCUCAGAUAAACACAGCACCUGGAGAAGGAAAAUAUGGGAAGACUCAAUGGACCUUCUGGUUCUUCUAAGAUGUUGAAUUCUAUGUUUCUAUGAAAGAUACUAGUGCAAUAUAGACUGCAUAUCACCAAAAGUUUUAUAUGAUAUUAAAAAAUAAAUAUAUACAAAUAGCUAAUAUAUCUUUUUAUAAUGAAAAUGUGUGUAUCACUGCUUAAUAGGAAGCAUUCCGGGGUUUGAAACAAAAGAAUAUUAUUCCUUUUAUAUAUAUAUGAAUUAUUUUAAAUUAAGUUUUAAAAUAAAAUUUUAGCAUAUUUUUUAAAAAUAUAAAAUUACAAAAAUAAAUUAACUUGGUAUUCAGUAUAACCAGAAUGCACUUUACAGCCCUAUUAUUUUAAUGAUGUGCAUAGUACAUGAUUGUACAUUUUACUGAAAAGAGUUAAGGAGCUGCAAAAUAAUUAUAGAUAUCAGUAAUGACAAAAUAUAAAAUAUGCCUUAAAUGUUCUUAUUUUAGAAUGCAUAGAAAAUGAAUGUUUAUUUUAUGUAAGACUUUGACUUAAAGGGACAUUCAUUUUCUUUCUUUGCUUAUCAAUCAGAGGGCAUUCUUAUAGGCAUUACUGUAUUAUGAAUUGUGUAUUUUGUACCUGCCUACAAGUAUAUAUCUCAUGGACCAGCUGUGUACAGACUUGCACUUUCAUUUAACAAUUUGAGCCUAAACUUUUACAUACAAAACUUAUUUCUAAAAAUGUGUAAAUAAUAAUUUUUCAUCUGCAUUAUGAAGAUGUGUUGAGCUUAACAUCCCCUUGAUAAAAAUAGUAUCUUUGUUUGUAGGUCAUAUAUAAUUAUAAUGGUGAUGUACUCUUAUUUUUUUAGGAAUAACUUUAUGUUCAUUCAUAUUGUUUUGCUUUGGGGACUUGUAAUUGUUGAUAUUUAAAUGAUCUUUGUAGACAGAUAAUGUACACAAUCUAUUCAAUAAAACUGAACAAUACAAUAAAUUCAUCCACACAAUUAUAAAUAAUAGAAAGCAUGUUAUAAAAUACAGCUGAGAUUGUCUGAUUGUUUUGUGAUGUUUGUGUUUACAAUAAAACAUGAAUUUUACAUCUAUUAUACUAACAAUUAAACUGAUGUAUUUGGCACAGCA